This is a messenger RNA of Pseudoliparis swirei, 5255 nucleotides long. RefSeq names its product transmembrane protein 131 (gene tmem131). Lineage: Eukaryota; Metazoa; Chordata; Actinopteri; Perciformes; Liparidae. Bases 144 to 4862 code for a protein of 1572 amino acids. Gene Ontology annotation, cellular component: membrane. The record is from RefSeq and is a predicted model, not a curated record. The transcript is spliced from 36 exons.
CGCUAAAGCCACCGACCUCCCCCCGGCGCGGAACCAAACAGCAGCAGCAGCGAGAGGCCCGGCGGCGUCAGUUCGCUGCUCGGCUCUGAUCCACGGAGGCAGCGGAGCUCACACGACCGAGCCCCGACACACACAGCGACGGCAUGGAGAGCCACGAGAGGGCCCCGGGCCCCCGCCCCCGGGACGCCGGAGCCAGAUCCCCGUGGAGCGGAUUAUUGAGGGUGUUAUUUAUUGCUUUUAUUCACUCGACGCGGGCCAAUAAACAAGCAUUCAUCCAGUCGGACACAAUUCUAGAAGUUUUACAUUUUGGUGACGGGAGCCUCCUGCAGGCAGAGUCCGACAUUGAUUUUAGUUUAUAUCAACAAAGCGCGGCGCCGCAUCGAGGGAACUGCCGCCCGAUACGCUUCGAGCCGCCGAUGCUGGACUUCCACGAGCAACCCGUGGGGAUGCCCAAGAUGGAAAAAGUUUAUUUACAUAAUCCGAGCUCAGAAGAAAUUAGCUUGAUAUCGAUAUCAGCAACAACAGCACAUUUUCAUGCCUCCUUUUUCCAGAAUAGGAUAAUCCCUCCAGGAGGAAACACGUCGUUCGACGUCGUGUUUCUGGCUCGAGUCGUUGGGAACGUAGAAAACACUUUAUUUAUUAACACGUCGCAUCACGGCGUGUUUACAUACCAGGUUUUUGGGGUCGGGAUCCCGAACCCCUACCGGCUGCGGCCCUUCAUCGGGGCUCGAGUCCCCGUGAACAGCAGCUUCUCCCCCCUCAUAAACAUCCACAACCCCUUCAGCGAGCCGCUGCAGGUGGUGGAGAUGUACUCCAGCGGAGGAGACCUCCACCUGGAGCUCCCGACAGGCCAGCAAGGAGGAGCCGGGAAACUCUGGGAGAUCCCUCCCUUUGAGACGAAGGGCGUGAUGAGGGCCAGCUUCUCCUCCAGAGACGUGGACAACCACACGGCCUUCAUCCGCAUCAAGACCAGCGCGCCCAGACAGGAGUUCAUCAUCCUGCCGGUGGAGGUGGAGGUCACGGCAGCUCCAGGUAUUUACUCGUCUACAGAGAUGCUGGACUUCGGUACUCUGCGCUCACAAGAUCGUCCCAAACGGCUGAAUCUGCACCUUUUAAACUCGGGAACCAAAGAUGUUCCUAUCACGAGUGUCCGUACGACGCCGUCUAACGAGGCGGUGGCGGUGGACUUCAAAGCCGUCACGCUGAAGGCCGGAGAGAGCCGCUACACCAGAGUGGCGAGUAUUAGUUUUGAUGCCUCAAAGGCCAGGAGGCCGUUUCAGUUCUCUGGGAAGAUCACGGUGAAGGCCAAAGAGAAGAGCUACUCCAAGCUGGAGAUCCCCUACCAGGCCGAGGUCCUGGACGGCUACCUGGGCUUCGACCACACGGCCACGCUGUUCCACAUCAGGGACAGCCCGGUGGAGCCGGUGGAGCGGCCCAUCUUCCUCACCAACGCCUUCAGCUUCGCCGUCAGGAUCCACAACGUGUCUCUGCCCGAGGAGGCCAGGACCAUGUUCAAGGUGCAGAACCUCAGCGCUCCCAUCCUUAUUCCUCCUCACGAGUCGCGCUACAUCUUCUCGCUCCUCUUCCGGCCGGUCCGGCCCUCCAUCCACAUCGACAGCAACAUCCUGCUCAUCACCAACGCAUCCAAGUUCCACCUGCCGGUCCGAGCCUACACCGGCUUCCUAGAGCCCCUGGUCCUGCCCCCCAGUCUGAAGGAGAACAUCUUGGACUUUGGAGUUUGUAGUGCAACCGACGUCAGCAGCAUCACGUUUGUGGUGGUCAACAGUAACCCCAUCGAGCUGGAGAUCAAGGCGUGGCUGCUGACGGGCGACAGUCUGUCCAUGGAGCUGCUGCGCACGGAGAGGGGGAACUCCUCGGCCGCGCUCGGUCGCCUCCGGGAGCUGCAGAACAGCUCGGCCUCGCAGCAGAAGACGGUAAUCUUGGCGUCGGGCUACUACGCUGCCUUCAGGGUCACUCUGGUGGCCGCGGCGCUGGAGGGCGAGUACGACGGAGCCGUGCACAUCACCACGGACUACGAGAUACUCACCAUCCCAGUGAGAGCUCUCAUCGCCGUGGGGACCCUGAACAGCUCUCCCAAGCACAUCGUGCUGCCGCCGUCGUUUCCAGGUAAGGUGGUCCACCAGAGCUUCAGCAUCCAGAGCUCCUUCACUCAGAAGGUCCGGCUGCAGCAGAUCCGCUCGCUGACCGAAGACGUCCGCUUCUACUACAAGCGGCUCCGCAGCAACAAGGACGAGCUGGAGCCGCGCAGGAAGUCCAAGGUGGCCAACAUCUACUUUGACUCCAGCCUGCAGUGUGGGGACCAGUGCUACGUGGGGCUGCCCUUCGUACUCAAGUCGGACUCCAAGCCCCACGGUCUGGCCCUGCAGGAGGACAUCUGGGACUCUGACGUGGACCUGCACCAGAAGCUGCUGCGGCGCUGGAAGGAGCUGAAGGAGCGCUCGGGCCACAGCGUGGAGGCGGUCUUCGAGGUGAACACGGACCUCCAGAAGAACGUCCAGGCCCGGAUCACGGCUCGCCUGACGUGGCCCUCGCUGGUCCCUUCACCGAGAGUAUCCGGUUCACCCCGACCAAUGGCACCACGAUACGGUCACUCCGCUGAUACCCUGAUGCUGGCGUCGUUUGACGGCCCUCUCGUGUUCAUCCGACGGUCUCUACCGUUCACGAUACGGCCGUUCACGCAUAUGAUCCCCGUGUACGGCUGGUACGAUGUUCACCACGCCGCUGAUCCGAUGCUGUUCAGGACGCCGCUCACGAUACAGAUGGAGGGCCUCCCCCGGCCCAUUCGUGAUAACCUGCCUGCUGCUGCUGGCCACGACAGCUGGCUGAAGGCCUUCAGCGUGAGCCCUGGUCAACCUGAUGAGGAACAGACACCCAUCGUGCUGUGGCCGAGGAACCCAGGAAGCAUGAAGUUGCACGCCGGGAAACCGCCUGGACACGGCAGCUCGCUGAGGUUCAAGAUGACCGAGGCCCUGCUGAAGGACUGCACGGACCGCGUGAAGGUGAAGGAACCGAACUUCACCCUGAGGAGAACCUUCCGGGUGGAGAACACGGGGCUGCUGCCCAUCAGCCUGCGGCCGGCGCAGGUCAGCGGGCAGCUCUGUGAGGGCUUCGGCUUCAAGGUCCUGAACUGCCACGCCUUCGACCUGCAGCCCAACGCCGCCAGAGACCUCGUCAUCCUCUUCACUCCAGACUUCACCUCCUCCCGAGUGAUCCGGGAGCUGAAGCUGGUGACGUGCGGAGGCUCAGAGUUCGUGUUUGUCCUGAACGCCUCGCUGCCCUACCACAUGCUGGCGUCCUGCGCCGAGACGCUGCCGCGGCCCGGCUGGGAGCUGGAGCUGUACGUCAUCGUGUCGCUCAUCAUGAGCUCCAUGUUCCUGCUGGUCAUCGCCACGGCGUACCUGGAGGCGCAGAGCAUCUGGGAGCCCUUCAAGAGGCGCGUGGCGGUGGAGGCCAGCUCCUCCAUGGAGACCGGGAGGCCCUUCAACCUGCGGGAGAUCGUGCAGAUCCACAGCGAGUCCAAGCCCCGGUUUAAGCCCCCGGUGAAGGGGGCCCCCGAUUUUCCCAUGAGCCGACCCGGGGAAAAGGCCGCCGGCCGGGGGACGUCCGAUACGGCCCAAAAGCCCCCCCCCCCAUACCCCUUUUUUGGGGGAACGGGCCCCAGGGGCCCCCCGGGGCGGUUUGCGGGGCCCCCCCCGGCGAGCCGGGCCCCCCCCGGGGGGGCCAGGCCCCCCCGGGCAGGACCCCCGGGGGCCCCGGCCAAAACCCGGGCCCCCCCUUUCCGGCCCCCCCGGGGGGGAAAAGGGCCCCCGUUCCAACGCCUGUUGUUUGUGUUGCCAGUUGAGAAGCUGGAGGAAGGCUCCUCCUCCUCCUCCUCCUCCUCCCUGCUGCCCGGCGGCCCGAUGCCCGAGCUCAGCCUCAGCAGCAGCUCGGACGGAGAGAGAGACGCCACGGCGCCCGAGUGGGACGUCCCCCUGAAGCCCGGAGGCCAAGCAGACAGUCUGCAGCAGAUCUCCCUCCAGACCUUCAAUGCAGACUCUUUCCUGAAGAGGAGCUCCACAGCAGAGACCUGCUCCCCCCCCCCCACCUCCCCGGUCCUCUUGUCCCGGGGCUCCUACAGCAGCGUGCUCAACAGCCACAGUGAGGGGCCCCAGAAGAAGGCUCCGGGUAACAAGCCCCCUCUGCAGGGCAAGACCGGGACCCCCACCUUCGCUGCUGUGGCUGCCGGCUACGACAAGAGCCCAGGUGGAUCUGGUCCAGGGAAGACAGACAAACUUCUGGCUCACAUGACGUCGGUGGAGAGCGACGGCUCCGACAGCUCUGGGCUCUGGAGCCCCAUCGAGUCGGCCGGGAGUCCAAACUUCCAUUCUGCCAACUCCUUCUCUGCUUUCGGACCCAACAGCUCCUUCAACCUCACCAAAGUUUUCAGUGGGAUGAACGUCCCAAAGGAGCCUCAGCAGAGUUGGCCUGAGUUUAGCUCCGCCUCCUCCAUCUGGGACACGCCCACCAGCGACUCCCUGCACUCGUGGCCGAGCAGCUCCAGCUCCCCGACAGCCCCGACCUCCUCCCUCCUGGGCGGCGGUCGCAGUCCGUGGUCGACCACGACUCCCUUCGGCAGCUCCAUCUGGUCGACCAGCGCCGACUCGGCGCUCCACCCGUUCCCUCGGCCCGGCGGCUCCGCGGCGCUGAGCGACCUCGGCGGCGUCCCCGCCCCGUCGUCGUCGUCGCCGCCGCCGCCGCCGGCCGCCACGGAGCUGAGUCGGACCUACAACCCGUGGAACAUGUGGCGGCCGACGCUGAGCCGGCGCAGCUCGGAGCCGUGGCCCAGCUCCCCCGACGCCUAGCACUUAGCACUUAGCGGUUAGCGGACGUCUUUUCUAACCGCGGGAUCCCGACGGGUUGCCGCGGUAACGGGCCCGGCGGCUCGUCCUCCGCAGCUUUUUAUCCCGGGGGGCAGAAGUGCUAACUUUUAAUUUGAUUUGUUUUAACAGGCUCCCAACAGUAAGACUGCCGCUAGCAUCCGGCGCUAACGGCAGCGCGGACAUUUAGCUCUUAAAGUGACGGCGCCUCCUCCUCAGUAUUCAAUUCUCACCAUCGGUUUGUUUUUGUUUUGGUUUGAAAAGUCGAGAAUUUGUUCCUCACAACGCCAAAAGUUUAGUUAACGAUAAAAACCUGAGGAGAGAACGGGAACACGCCCCUCAUUGGUCGGAUAAUUUAAAUAAAGGUUUUCAGCAGAA